Messenger RNA from Cloeon dipterum, 6080 nucleotides. It is a transcript of the gene eys, whose product is annotated as eyes shut. NCBI's taxonomy places the organism in Eukaryota, Metazoa, Arthropoda, Insecta, Ephemeroptera, Baetidae. The coding region runs from base 43 to 5748 and encodes 1901 amino acids. The transcript has 24 exons. The record is from RefSeq and is a predicted model, not a curated record. Gene Ontology annotation, molecular function: calcium ion binding.
UUCAUCAGGAUUUCAGCUCUUCUAAUGUAGAACCACUACAAAAUGGAAAUUUCUGUGAAGAACAUGAGGCGCUGUGUUCAAACUUCGAAAAAGGGCCAAAAUGAAGGACAAAAGUUGCUAUCCCGAACACAUACGACCAUUGCGCUCUUCUUUAUUUUGUCAUUUUCGGUGUACAUCUCUGAAACUGGCAUUGCGUGCCUCAGCAACCCCUGCGUUUAUGGGCUCUGUGUUGACGACGUAAACAGUUCAUACUCAUGCUAUUGCGCCGAUGGCUACACUGGCUCCAAUUGCCAGACUGAAUGGGAUGAAUGCUGGUCGCAGCCGUGCCUGAACGGCGGUGAUUGCUUUGACUUGGUGGCAAACUUCAACUGCUCCUGUCCCGAGGGAUUCUCAGGUCUAUCGUGUGAAAUCGACAGGGACGAGUGUCUCUCUGAGCCGUGCCAGAAUAACGGCACUUGCGUGGACGGAAGCAAUGGAUUCGAAUGUCACUGCCUUCCCGGAUAUACCGGUUCUGUGUGCGAAUGGGAUAUUUCGGUGUGCAACGAGACCGGAACUGAGCGUUGUCUGAAUGGCGGCGCCUGUGUUGAGGGCAAGGGCGAGCGCUUCUGGUGCAUUUGCGCGCCAGGCUGGGGUGGAGCGAUCUGCGAAGAUGCCCUUGACCCCUGCCUCAUUCUGCAACCCUGUCAGCACGGUGGACUUUGUCUGCCCCGCGGAUCCGAGUUUAUUUGCGCCUGUCCGUUUGGGUUUACUGGUGAGAUGUGCGAGUUUGAGCUUGCACUUUGCAAGGAAAACCCUUGCCUCAAUGGUGCCAUUUGCACGGAAGAGGCAGGCGCCAGCAUUUGCUAUUGCGUUCCCGACUUCCAUGGAGACCUGUGUCAGUUCCAGUAUGACGAGUGCCUUUUGCCUCCAACGCCAAGUUGCAAAAACGGUGGUACUUGCAUUGAUGGCGUGGAUGGCUUUUCUUGCUCAUGCCCGCCGGAUGUGACGGGGAAGUUUUGCGAAUGUCCAAUCGGACAAGACUGCACCAACCACUCCUACUUCCCUGAACUGUCCUCCUCAACUUAUGGAAGUCCGACUACUGCCCUGCAUCGUAUCACAGGGUCGACAGAAAAAUCCUUAUUUACGUUAUCUCAUUGGAAAACACCAUCUACAACAACCCAAUCUAUUUCUGAUGAAAGUGAUAGUCCUGCGGGAGAAACGAUCAAGUUAUCCAGCACCCAAAGUUCUAUUUCAGACAGCACUGAUGUGAUUGCUGCAGUCACAGUGGCGUCCAUGCCAACUGACCUGAGUCCAAUCUUUUCUCAGCCCAGCUCAGUUUCAGAAGAUUCUUCUGAUUGGAUCGAAGUGACAGACUCCCCAAAUUUCCUCUCAUCGUCCACCGUUUCGGAACUCCAAUAUAUUACGCCCGACAAAGAGUUUCUACUUAAUAUCACUAAACCAGCAGAAGAGUCUUCACUUACUUCCAACCUAGAAUUUAUAACAACAACUGGAGUUUUUUCAACAGCUGGUGGUGAAAUAAGUGCCAAGUCAGGUCUUUGGACAAUGAGUGACAGUUUUUCAUCGACAUUUUCGCUUCAAGAGUCCAGCCUCUCACAUUCAACAUACCAGUCUUAUAUUGGAGUUGAAGGGAGGGAAACUAAUCAGCCAGUGUCUGAGUAUGAUUUGACUACCAGCGGCUCAACAAUUUCAACAGUAUUUAACCAAUACUCAACUUAUUCUACUACUGAAAUGACAGAGGAUCCUUCUGAAACACAAAAAUCAGAAUCUACAACUGAAUCUGGACUUUCUGUAGUUUCAAGUGAAGCAACUGGUGAAAUAAGCUCAACAGAUAUUGUCUAUUCAAGCACUCAUGCAUCAAUUACUGACAUCGCACAAUCAGAAAGUGCACAAAUUCCCAUUAGCAGUUUACCCUCUUUUGAUCACAAAAUGAGUUCAGUUCUCAGUUCAAGAUCAGAGGCCUCAACAGAUGGACUACAAACUACAGCGAGUUUUCAAGAGAGCAAAAUUAGUUCUUUAACAAGUCAGGGCGCCACUGAAAAAACUACAACAGACGAAGAAAUAUAUGAGUACACCAAAAGUACAGAGCAACAACCUCAAACGUCACCUGCGUGGGCAUCUGCCACCAAUUCUACAGAGGGUGGAAUUUUGGACGGCCGCGAGACAGCUCCAUUCACAACUACAACAGAUGAAAUUCCUGAUUAUGGACUCCCAACCUCUGAUUAUGGAGAGACUACAGCGGAGACGCAGCCCAAAAAUUGCAAAGAUGAAUCUCCUUGUCAGAAUGGUGGUGUCUGCUUCUCCCUAGAAUCAAAUAUCGUGUGCCGCUGCCCUUUUCAAUUCACUGGAGUGUUCUGUGAAGUGCCAACAAAUUAUUCUGAAGUCUCUCUCUUGCCGACCUCGUGGCUUCUAUUCAGAGUAGCAUCGCCUAUAAAGCGGAACGAAACUUUGGAGUUUACUCACAAUUUGGAGGCCACUUUUCGUAUCGUGUCUGAAGAAGGCGUUGUGUUCACCCUGGCUGAUGCUGACGAUGGACCCACUUCCAGCUAUUUUAUGCAAAUGUCAAUUUAUCAUGGCAGACUACAACUUCAGUUCUCUUGCGGACUGCAGUCAGUCAAGUUCUCAGAAUCGAAGCAAAGGGUGGACACGGGAAAACCAACCAGAAUAUCAGCCAGUUUGAAAAUGUGGAUUUUGCAAAACACGACCAGCAUCGGCCGAUGUCGCGCUGAGUUAAAACUAAACAACACCCUAGCUGUUUCCGGUGAGCAGACAAAGCCGUUCCUCAACCUGCGGAAAGACGUCGCUCUGGCGCACUUGGUCUUUGGCUCCUGGCCAAGGACUGAAGCGCCCAAGUACCCAGAGCAGGAGGAUGAUUUCUACAGUGAAAGAAUUUCGACGUCGCCAGGAGUUGUCGCUUGCCUUUCACACGUGAAGGUAAACGAAAGAUACAGGGUAUUACUGGCCGAUGUCACAGCUGGCUCGAACGACGUGUCAGAAUGCGUCCAAUUGGCAUGUCUCUCAAAUCCCUGUUUUCACGGAGGGACCUGUGAAGAGACGCCUUCCAAUAGCUGGAGCUGCAGGUGUCUGAGCGGGCGCCUAGGACCGCGCUGUGAGGCGUCUGUGUGUGAAAACAAUCCGUGCCAUGCAGGUGGAACUUGCUUGGUGCAUCCUGGAACCAAUUUCGUCUGCCUGUGUCCAAUUGGCCGGGGCGGAAUCUUCUGCGAAAAAGAGCACAUUAUCAAUGAGCCCUGCUUUUUCCCAACAUUCGUGGACAUAAGCCCGUACAUGGCGGUGCCUCUCCUUCCAAAGCAUGAGAGCUUCAAACAGGCCGUGGAGCUGAGCAUUCGCUUUGUCCCUGCGCGCACGCAUCAGGUGGCUUUGCUGGUUUACAUAGGCCACGGCCCCAAGGAUCACAUAGCUCUCGGAUACGUGCAUGGAAGGAUCAUCCUGACUUGGGACCUGGGAUCAGGACCAAGGCGAAUUUUCACAACAACGGAUUUCAGCUCUGGAACUGUGCAUGAAGUUCGAUUUGGUCGGAACGGAAAGGAAGGAUGGCUGAAGAUCAAAGGUGACAACACCACCUACACUGGACAGUCCAUUGGAAGAAUGGUCCAGCUCAACACCCGGCCUGUUGCAUAUUUUGGAGGGUUUGACGACAUCAACGCGUCGAUUUUGCCACACGACCUUCCGAAGCAUUCUGGUUUUGAGGGCUGCUUGUCUCACCUGGAAGUCAAAUCCGCGCAGUCGCAGCCGACCAGGUAUUUCCCUCCCGGACCGCCAAAUAGUCCAGCAAAGGGCAGGUCCGUCGUUCAGAAAGACUACAACCCUUGCACCAACAAUCCUUGUCGUCAGGGUGGCAUUUGCUUGCCCCACGGCCCGUCUUUUGCGUGCCUUUGCGCGCAGGGUUGGUUCGGUCCUUUGUGUGCCGAGCCGAGGAAUCCAUGCGACACCCAGAGACACAUGUGCGCGGAGGGUAGCACCUGCGUGCCCUUGCAGUUUGGCUACGAGUGCGACUGUCCAUUGGGCAAGACCGGACGCUGGUGCAACUCGAUGGAGUCGCGGAACUCUGUGGUUUGGCCAGAGCUAUACUUCUCAGGCAAACGAUCAUUUCUGGAGGUUCCGCGCAGUCUUCCCUUGCACUCCGACCUUGGCUUGCUUGAGCAUUCCUGCGUCGAGUUUGAGAUGAAGCCGCAGACGUGGCCAGGCGCUCCCGCAGCCCAGGUUCUCUUUUUCUCGCAGGACUCGGACACGGGCGACUUCAUGGCCCUUUUGCUCACCUCUGACAGGGUGUUGGAGCUGAUCUUAGGAUCAGGAGAUGGGCCGCCAAUGAUUUUAAGCAGCCCAAGAGGCGUCUCUGUCAGAGCCGGCGUGUGGAUCAAAGUCCGUGCAGGCCGCGUGGGCCGAAGGGUUUUCCUGAGCGUCGCAGGAAGGUCGGUCUCCAGCUGGCUCUUGCCUGGACAGUCUUCCAACUGGAAUGGAGGUCAAUCGACAUUGUACAUAGGAGGAGCACCGGACCUGAGCUCAGUGGCCCCUGUAACCUGGCUUUUGCUGAGACCGUUUGGUGGAUGCAUCAGGAAGCUCCACGUGGAUUGGCGGAAAGUGAUAGUGCAUCUUGGCAGGGCGAGACUGAACAAUCGUGGUGUGCGGACGGUCGGAAAACAUCCACCAAGGUUCAGGUAUGACGUGGCACAGCUCUCUCCAGAGUAUAUCAAACAGCUGUCAAAUAGCAAUAUCUACCCGAAAUUUGGGGACGACAUCUUGUCUUUAUUGAAAGGAGAAAUCAGAGCCUCAUACAUGGCAGGAAGCUGGGAUUCCUCUAUGGAGCCAACCCAAAAGAAAACCUUCCAUUCAGACGGUAAAGCCAGCUGGCCAAUGAACUUAAGGCGUGUUACAAAUCUGAAGAUUUACGCUUUGAUUUCCAACAAUACGAAGAACACUGAAGAGCUAAAUGAAGUCGAGUCCUCGACUCCCGAGGUGGAGGCGAGCACACUCCCUACAGGUUUGAUGGCCAGAAACCUUCGCACCAGGGACGCGCUUUUCGCCCUGAGCGCCAGAAAUGUCAAACCGUGCGAAAAGUCUGCUCUUGCCUUGCUGCAACUGGAUCCUUGUGUCGAUGGCCAGAUUGAGCUUGACUGUUUGAGUUUACCUCUGAAAGAACUUCCAGAAAAUUAUCGCACGCCAGAAUUUAGGGGUGACGGCUGGAUUUCCUUCCAAGCUCCUCUCUUAUUAAUGGACAACACAGAAGUGUCUCCAGUGAGAUACCUAAAUUUGAAGUUUUCGGCCAAAAGCAAUGAAGGACUUGUUGUUUGGAUCCAAGAGGAUGCUGACAACAAGGCAUAUGUGGGAUUGGGAAUUCAGGAAGGUCGGCUGCGAGUCGUUUGGGGUAAUGAGCUCAACACUUCAAACACUGCGGUCAUAUCUGGGAAGAUAAAUGAUGGCAAUUUCCACAGGGUUAACAUACUGUGGGACUCGGCAGAAAAAGCCAUGGUGUGGCUUGACGGAGAAAUGGAAGAUUUAGAAUCCGAAUGGAAAAGGCAGAAGAGGCACUUUUCAGAUCAAAUCAAAUCCACAUUGAACAUUGUGAUUGGUGGCACCCCAGAGGAAAGUCCAGCUGCACAGAGCGUUUCUCAUUUUUUCAGUUCCUCUUACCAAGGAUGCGUGGCAGAAUUAGGCUGGAAUGAUGAGACAGCGCAACUUUCAGACUUUCCAUCCUACCAACACAAAAAUGUUUAUUCCUGCAACGCAAAAUAGCCAUGUAAGUUCAGACUUCCAUCUUUUUUAAAUUUGUAACAGUCAAAAUCAUGUCCUGGACAACGAUUUGACUUAGUCCAUCAGUGAAAUCAAAGCUGUAAACUUCCAGCUUUAAACAGAAAUAAUCAUUGUAGUAGCUUAGAAUAGUGUAUUAAUAUACAAUAAAUGUUAUAAAGUUAAUUUUGUAGGGAAAAUUUUAUGGAGAGUUGACGUUAAGUUUUUAGUUGAUGGUUUUGUUUUUUCUAUGUAUAUAAUUUAUAAUGUUCAGUGUUGUGUUAUUAAAACUCUAGGCCUAAAUGAAGUUCUAAAAGAACAAAAAAUGCAGUUUUCUU